CGCUCGGCGAUUGGCGAGAGGGAGAGGCGCCCGGAGCCCGGGGCCGGCGCGAUGGGCUGAGCCCGUCCCGACUGAAGUGACUCACUCGGCAAACGCCGCCGUCCCCUCGCCCGCUCCCUCCCAGCGCUCCCGCCGGGCGCUGCCUUCCCACGGCGGAGACCCCUUUUCCCUCCCCGGGAGUCGCCCCGCUUUCUCCCGCUGCCUUGGGAUCUGAGCUCCUGGUAAACACGUUGGCCUGUUAAAGGACAUGAUUCAGACUGUCCCAGAUCCAGCAGCUCACAUCAAGGAAGCAUUAUCAGUGGUGAGUGAAGACCAGUCUUUGUUUGAGUGUGCCUACGGAUCGCCCCACCUUGCAAAGACAGAGAUGACGGCCUCCUCCUCCAGUGAAUAUGGACAGACAUCAAAGAUGAGCCCACGUGUUCCCCAGCAAGACUGGUUAUCACAGCCCCCAGCCAGAGUCACCAUCAAGAUGGAGUGUAACCCAAACCAGGUUAAUGGGUCAAGGAAUUCCCCUGAUGACUGCAGCGUGGCAAAAGGAGGGAAAAUGGUUAGCGGCUCAGACAAUGUUGGGAUGAACUAUGGAAACUACAUGGAAGAGAAGCACGUUCCACCCCCAAAUAUGACUACCAAUGAGCGAAGAGUCAUUGUGCCAGCAGAUCCUACGUUGUGGAGCACAGACCAUGUACGCCAGUGGCUGGAAUGGGCAGUGAAAGAGUAUGGUCUCCCGGAUGUGGACAUCUUGUUGUUCCAGAAUAUCGAUGGGAAGGAGCUGUGUAAAAUGACCAAAGACGACUUCCAGAGACUAACUCCAAGCUAUAAUGCAGAUAUUCUCCUGUCACACCUACACUACCUCAGAGAGACUCCUCUGCCACAUUUGACUUCAGAUGAUGUUGAUAAGGCCUUACAAAACUCUCCACGGUUAAUGCAUGCUAGAAACACAGGAGGUGCCACUUUUAUUUUUCCAAAUACAUCCGUUUAUCCAGAAGCAACACAAAGAAUUACAACCAGGCCAGAUCUGCCUUAUGAGCAAGCCAGGAGAUCAGCAUGGACAAGUCACUCCCACCCCAGUCCUCAGUCAAAAGCUACUCAGCCCUCAUCCUCAACAGUUCCUAAAACAGAAGACCAGCGUCCUCAGUUAGAUCCAUACCAGAUUCUUGGACCGACCAGCAGCCGACUUGCAAAUCCAGGGAGUGGGCAGAUACAGCUAUGGCAGUUCCUGCUGGAGCUUCUCUCAGACAGCUCCAACUCCAACUGCAUCACCUGGGAGGGCACCAACGGGGAGUUCAAGAUGACUGACCCUGAUGAAGUGGCUCGGCGCUGGGGGGAGCGGAAAAGCAAGCCUAACAUGAACUAUGACAAACUCAGCCGUGCACUUCGCUACUACUAUGAUAAAAAUAUUAUGACUAAGGUUCAUGGUAAGCGCUACGCCUACAAAUUUGAUUUCCAUGGAAUCGCUCAGGCUCUCCAGCCUCACCCCCCCGAGUCAUCCAUGUACAAAUACCCAUCAGACCUCCCCUACAUGAGCUCCUAUCAUGCACACCCUCAGAAGAUGAACUUUGUAGCUCCCCACCCGCCUGCUUUGCCGGUAACAUCGUCCAGCUUUUUCGCUGCCCCUAAUCCAUACUGGAAUUCACCAACUGGAGGUAUCUACCCCAAUACCAGGCUGCCAGCUGCUCAUAUGCCUUCUCAUCUUGGCACCUACUACUAAACGAGGAAAAGAAGAAGCACCGGAAAAUACAAAGACACUUCUCAUUGGGGAACGGUCCCUGAUGAUUUACAAUGAACUCUAUUGGAGUACUCUAUUAGAAGUGCCUUAAGAGACAAAUGAAGGUUUGGCUGGGGAAAAAAUACGGUAAAAGUAGAUGUCAAAAAGACUCUUUGUAGUAGGGAUUUAAAGGAAAUAUUCAAGAAGUAUUAAGAUACUAAAAUGUAAUGUAUAUGGGCAUCGACUCUGUGGACCAAACAACAAUAGACUAUUGUAGGUAAAAGCAUGAAAUGAUAAGAAAACCUACGAAAGCUAGUGGUCUUAAAAAGUUGAUAAGCUUAUAUGUAAAGUUUGAUAUCUUGCUAGUGCAAAACUGGGACUAUACUACAGCAACAUAAGGAUAAGUCUAUAGUGACCUAACAUACAACAUAUGAGUUGUUACAAAAGAUGAGGGGAAGGGAAAAAAAGGAAAAAACCUACCUGUAUUUAAAAAAUAAGAACAUAUGAACAGAAGAGACUGGUUUAGUUUUGAAGCUGAUUCGGAAUAUAGCAGCAUUGUUUUACUUAAAGUUAAAUGUGUUCCAUUCAUCAGAGUGUUAUCAGCUACUCAAACUGUGAAGACAACCCAAACUUUAAGAUUCCUUGACAGUAUUACAGGAACCCUGAGCCAAACAUUGGAAAUGAGAAUGUGCUGAAGGGCAAGUGUAUGAUUGUAGAUCAGAGGCCUGCACCUGACAGAGAACGCAGAAAGGAGAAAGAGGAGGACAAAGGUGAUGCGAAUGGGAGAAAAGGAAAUUCUUUACCAGUAGAGACUGAAUAGACUGAAAAUGUAGUAGUGUUGGGACUAUAAAGAAACACUUCUUUGGACUUGUGAAACAUAUUACUCAGUAUCAUACCAUUCCCAGUAUUACAGGAUGAACAGACUUGAUUUUACAGUAAUAAAAAAGUGGAAAAAAGGGAAAAGCAGAAUUCAGAAGUCAGAAUAUGCAUCUCUUUUUUAAAAAAGUAAAACUGGAAUUGUGUUUGAUAUUUAAAAAAUACCAGUUAGAACCUCAUCAUUAUUAAGGGAGUUUGUUUUCUAUUGGUUAAAGCAAGAGACAGCCCCUGACUGCCAAAAUCAGAAAUCAUCUAAGUAUUUUUGUUAGGCGGGCGCCAGUUUUUCUUUAUUGAGUCGCGAACGCUGUGCGUUUGUCAGAAUGAAGUAUACAAGUCAAUGUUAUUUUUUCCUUUUUAUAUAAUUAUUAUAUAACUUAUGCAUUUAUACACUACGAGUUGAUCUCGGCCAACCAAAGACACAAAAAAGGGACAAUCAAAAAUAUUGUGGCCUUGAA
This is a messenger RNA of Cuculus canorus (common cuckoo), 3036 nucleotides long. It is a transcript of the gene ERG, whose product is annotated as ETS transcription factor ERG. Gene Ontology annotation, molecular function: sequence-specific DNA binding; protein binding; DNA-binding transcription factor activity, RNA polymerase II-specific. The transcript is spliced from 11 exons. Gene Ontology annotation, cellular component: nucleus. NCBI's taxonomy places the organism in Eukaryota, Metazoa, Chordata, Aves, Cuculiformes, Cuculidae. Bases 248 to 1708 code for a protein of 486 amino acids. The record is from RefSeq and is a predicted model, not a curated record. Gene Ontology annotation, biological process: regulation of transcription by RNA polymerase II; cell differentiation.